GCGGGGCAUACGAACAUUGUUUACGGUAUCUGUGCAACAAGGAAAAUUCUCAUAAUCGGGAAGCGAUUGAGGUGUUGACAUCGAUUCCUCCCUCUACGAUCUGGGAAAAAUAGGCAGCUGUCUGGCAUGGAUUGUCAACUUGAAGGAGAGGAACGGUUUGUUGUUGUCGCCCAUAUUGCUCAAGAAAUCCGCAAAUCACGGCUUCAUUUCCAGCUAAAAAGGGCUGCUCAGGCACAGGCUGCCAAGCCCGGUAUAGCAAUAUCCAAUCUUCAAGAGCAAGUUUCCCACGGCCUCAAAGAAACAGGCUGGGAGCGUAAACUUCACAAUGCAGUUUACAAGCACCUUCUCAGCUACCCCAAGUCAUCCCACCCUAAUACCCCUUUGGAACACACCAAGGAACCCUUGACAUACAUCAGGAGGGCACAGUCUACUUGGGAGAAACGUAUCCUCAAGAGUUUGAACAGCAUGUGUACGGAGCUGUCUGUUCCUUUGGCCAGAAAGAGACCUCUCGCGGAACAGAAGGAACUAAGGGGAAGAUGGAAUGAGCUGGGUGCAGAGGAGCCUGAUUUGAGUGCCUUUCGGCCUGUCUAUGCCCCGAAAGAUUUCCUGGACAUGUUGAUCACUCUGAAGAAUCCCAAUGUUUCCUCUGGGCAACAGCUCGCUGGGGGUAUCAACAGCUGGGGCCUCAUCCAUUUGCCCUUUAAAGUCCAGACGUUGGAUGAGCUGAGAGAUCACUACCGGGAGUUUUCGGCUGGUACCCAACAGACUGGUGUCGAUGACCAUGCGGAUACCUCAGCAGAGCUCUUUGAAGCAGAGAGGAUGCGUUUAGGCCGGAAGAUUCUACAGGCCAACCACUCGGCACUAGCCCAGCAGUACGCCAAGACUGGAUGCCCAGGAGGAUUAAGGGCCAACAUGUGGGCCAGCAUGCUAGGUAUUGCCAUGGACGACAUCGACAAACUGUAUUAUGAGCAGCUAAGGAGCUAUGUGUUUCAGCAUGACUUGCUUGUAGACAGUCUUCUAUACAAGGACGUGAAGCUGACAGCGACCAAUGAUGACCAGUACUUUGUCUUUGAGGACCUCCUGUACCAGGUCCUGUUGGUCUUCUCCAGAGACACCCAGGUCCUCAGUCACUUCUCUAACAGCUCAGCCAACCCAGCCAAGUCCUAUAUCCGAGGAAUGUUAGGUGUGGAGGAAUAUGCAGUGAUAUAUCCACCCAAUGGCAUUAUCCCGUUCCAUGGCUUCUCAAUGUAUGUUGCCCCUCUGUGCUUUGUGUACAGUGACCCCUACAAGUUGUACUACAUCUUCCGUGAGAUGUACACGCGGCACCUAUUCAGACUACACACCAUAUCGUCUCACCCAGAGGGUAUCGUGUCCCUCUGUAUCCUGUUUGAGAGUCUGCUCCAGUCCAGCCAACCGCAGCUUUUCUACCAUCUCAGAGAAGUUGGUGCCCAGCCGCUGAGGAUAGCCUUUAAGUGGAUGAUGCGAGCUUUCUCCGGCUACCUCGCCAGUGACCAGCUGUUACUUCUGUGGGAUCGCAUCUUGGCCUACGGGUCUCUGCAACUGCUGGCCGUGGUAGCUGCAGCCAUCUUUGCAUUCCGACGUGUCAACCUAAUGGAGACAUCAUCGUUUGCCGCAGCUGAUGCUGUCUUGGCCGACCUGACAACUCUCCAGAUCAUUCCACUCACACAGAUCUUCAUGUUUCCGACAUAAUCCUUUCCAAUUUCACCGGAAAAUUGUAAAGGGGAGGGGCUAGCUCAUACUUCAGGGAAUGUUCAAGUUAAGGGAAUAUGACAACAUACUUUUGCAACAAAAUUCACUUGAGUUGAAAUGUUCAACUUUUGCAAAUUUGCAGUGCGAAUGUUUGAUCUGAUGUGACAAACUGAGUCUUCUUUAUUUUCACACUAAGUGUGAAUGCUUUGUACUACUUGACCCAGAUCUGCAUGCAUCUGUGUAAAGGAUUGUGUUGGUGUGCACUUGUUAUUUUCAAAGUUUUUUUGCGAGAGAGAAGUAUAUUUCCUGAAAAAUCUUUUU
Messenger RNA from Acanthaster planci (crown-of-thorns starfish), 2031 nucleotides. Its product is annotated as TBC1 domain family member 19-like. The record is from RefSeq and is a predicted model, not a curated record. Lineage: Eukaryota; Metazoa; Echinodermata; Asteroidea; Valvatida; Acanthasteridae.